Molecule: messenger RNA, 1417 nt
Organism: Suillus clintonianus
Lineage: Eukaryota; Fungi; Basidiomycota; Agaricomycetes; Boletales; Suillaceae
Product: aspartic peptidase domain-containing protein
Exons: 6
Coding region: 1-1320 (439 amino acids)
Biological process (GO): proteolysis
Molecular function (GO): aspartic-type endopeptidase activity
Source: RefSeq, a predicted model, not a curated record
AUGCAGCUUCGCCUACAACGUGGACUUCAUAAUGACCCUUCUGUUUUACUCAGUGAUGUUUCACUGGCCAGUAGCCAGGAGUACAUUGGGGGACAAGAUUUUUGGAUCACAUUUGACACCGGCUCUUCAGACCUUUGGGUGGUUUCAUCAGAUUGCACCAAUUCAGAUUGCGCGGGCAUUACAAGAUAUUCGCCCCCGUCAUCUAGCACCCUGACCUUAUCAGAUCAACCUUUCAAGCUAACAUACCUGAUGGGGUCAGUACUGGGAACAGUAGGCACAGAGACCGUGACACUCGGCCCGUAUGAAAUAUUAUCUCAAACGUUUGCCUUAGCAAACCAGACGAGUGGGCUCGGUCUCUCUAACACGGGAAACUCGGGCAUUCUAGGCCUGUCGUUUCCACUUGCCGCUUCCAUUCCCCUCACAUCUGGGACGCCCGUUUUGAACAAUAUAUUUUCUCAUUUUGGUGACCAGCACCGGUUCUUUGCGUUCAAAUUAGGACGAAACGAGUCGCGGGACAUAUCGCAUUCAGAUUCAUCAUUCACUAUCGGGGAAUUAGACUCCUCCCUGACAAAUGAUACAAGCCAGUUCGUAUUUACGCCGGUCUUCGCAUCGACACCAGACGAGUAUGACUUCUGGAAGCUUCCGAUCCAGGAAAUCACCAUCAACUCUCAGGUCUUUCCUCUCUCUCGUUCGCUGGUCCGCGGUGCAUCGUCGCCAAUCGCUGUACUUGACACCGGAACAACUCUUAUUUUAGGUCCGACUGGAGACGUUAAUGCGUUCUGGUAUGCCAUAGGUACGGGUGGGUCCACGAGGUUCAAUCAGCAGACACAAACGUGGCAAGUGAGGUGCGAAAGGGCCGUGGAUGUGCGCAUUAAACUUGGCAACUCCGAUACUGCAAAAGAAUAUCCACUUCAUCCUGGGGAUGUCAGCUGGGCUGAAGGUGAGACGCAAGACGGCUGGUGUACCGGUGGAAUACAGGCAAACAACGGAGUCGACUCUGGAGACUGGCUUCUCGGGGCUGUGUUCUUGAGGAACGUCUACGUCAUACACCACGGCACAACAAGUUCCAACCCACCGAUGAUCGGGUUGUUGAAUACGACGGACCCAUCAACUGCUCUCGCCGAAUUCAUAUCGUCCAGAGGACCAGAUCCAGCCCCCCCACCUUCUUUGCAACGCGCUGGUUCUUCAGCUACGGAAAUGAGAGACACUAUCGCGACUUGUGUGGUAUGCGGGGUGUGCGGAUUUUUGAUUGGAGUCAUUGGUAUUGUGAUCUACCGUCUUCGGCAGCGAAAGCGAUCGCAAGGACAAGUCCAUAUAUAAUACAACCCAAGUAGAUACAUAUAUAAAGCCAUAGUACAGAGACGCAGCAUCGUACAUCGUCAUACAAGCAUAACACUCAAUCAACCGCUCGACAUUC